AUGUCCACAAAAAAUGCUAGUGCAGGCUUAUGGAGCACUUUGGAACCAAAAUUAAGUCCCUUCAUUUUAGAAACCUUGGCCACCAUGGGGUUCACCGAAAUGACACCUGUACAAGCAGGAGCCAUUCCGUUAUUUAUGAAAAAUAAAGACGUAGUUGUUGAGGCUGUAACUGGCUCUGGAAAAACUCUUGCAUUUGUCAUUCCAAUUAUUGAAAAAUUAGUACGUCUAAAAAAACGAUUUGCCAAAAACGAGAUAGGUGCUUUAGUUAUAACUCCUACAAGAGAAUUGGCCCAACAAAUUUCAUCAGUAUUUUCGAUAUUCCUUAAAGACUCUGUGACACCAUUGCUAAAGCAUGCUCUCAUAACUGGAGGUACAAGUACGCUUCAAGAUGAUAUUUGUUACAUUAAAGAAUUUGGGCCGGAUAUUCUAAUAGGAACUCCUGGGCGACUGGAGGAUUUGCUGGUUGGUAGAGGUGCCGCAAAAAAUCACGUUAAUACUAAAGAAUUGGAAAUUUUGGUAUUAGAUGAGGCCGACAGAUUAUUUGAUAUGGGAUUUUCUCAAUCUCUAAACAAUAUUAUUGCACAUCUGCCUAAACAAAGACGUACUGGAUUAUUUUCCGCAACGAUGACCGACGGGCUUGCUGAGAUUGUACGCGCUGGUUUAAGAAACCCAGUAAGGGUUAUGGUUAAAGUUGAAGAUCUUGUAUCUAAAGAUGUGCAACGAAUUCCUGCAACGUAG
Dentiscutata erythropus is the source of this 738-nucleotide messenger RNA. The record is from the annotation of a GenBank genome assembly. Lineage: Eukaryota; Fungi; Glomeromycota; Glomeromycetes; Diversisporales; Gigasporaceae.